AUGAAAGUCGUGGUCGCCCUCUACGUCUUUUGCAAGUCAUGGCCUGGCGGGCCAAAGAGGUUGCUGCAGGCCGCAAUCUUGUUGUUCGUCGUCGGGAUUUUUAGAUCCAUCCAGAAGCCAUUAGCUAUGAAGAACGCCAGUAUCAGUAACAUAGUGGCUUCUUUGUCACUAUCCCGGAGUGAGCAGAACGAACUCGCGUUGUUCUGCGGAACAAUAUGCUAUUGCUCAAUGGGCCCGCGGAAGUUAUACAUAACUAAAGAAGGAGAAAGAGCCGAACAGAAGGACAUCUCGCUUGAAGAAUUUGUACAAAAAGCAACCAGUUUGCCAGAGUUGGCCAGUGAUCAAGGCAAAGCUGAAGGCAUGGCAUUACGUGAUUCAUGGGAGGUAAAUGUGUACCGGCCGCUGGUAGACAUAUCAGCUCUAUACUCUGACCGGAUAAAAAACCUACAGCUCUUUAUGGCCCUUGAUUACCAACAUGCCAAUAGUAUGUCGAGAGAACAGCUUACCAAGUUGUUUUCGUUCCUCUACACAAAACUAGCUAACAUAGUCUGUUGCUUCUUCUGCUGUCAUUUUUGGCUUCCAUUCUUGAUCUUAGCUUCUGUCAUCCUCUUCUCCACAUACCACAAAUAUUAUGACUACAACGCAACAGAUGUCAAGGUAACUCACAUCUUGUUCUGGUCGACCGCGUUGCUGGAUUUUCUAUUCCUCUUUGUCAGCGUUUCCAUCAUGGAGACAGAAACAGAUAUGGUUUCGCAACAUAACCUCUUGUCGUUCUAUGCUCGUAAGAAGCGACCCACUCUUCUUAUGAAGCUUGCCACACUUGCAUGCUGCAAAGGCUAUGUUAACAUGCAUUGUUAUAUAGAACAUGCACCAGCAACAUCCUCACUCCAAGUUGUGGAGUUGGUUCAUGGAUAUGUUAUGGAUGGUUGGAGAAGGUACAUCAAAGAUGCUGCUAGCUACAAGAGAUUCAACCUCCACAGGGGGCAGUGGGCUCUAAGGCGUCAACGUCAUCUUGGCUGGAGCUUGAAUAUGUCAUUUGAUAGAAGUGUCCUUCUCUGGCACAUCGCCACAGACAUCUGCUUUCACCACCAGAGCACAACCCCUCGCGGCCAAGAGUGCGCCGCUCGAAGCAGGGUUAUAUCCAACUACAUGGCGUACCUGCUCUCCAUUUGUUCAGAAAUGCUUAUACCCGGGUCCAGGAUCGGCAUCUUCACCAUUGCAUGUGAAGAUAUCGAGCGCAUGCUAGGUGACAAUUCUGCACUGCACGACGAAAAAGGACUUGCGCAAGGAAUUAUUUGCAGGGCGCAACAACCUCCCUUGGUUGAUAACACCAGCAUAACAGGAACAGCAUGCAGGCUUGCUAAAAUGUUGAUGGAGCUAGAAGAUGAAGUGGAGAGGUGGGAGAUGGUCCAGGGGGUAUGGGUGGAGAUGUUGUGCUACUCUGCCAGCAGGUGCAGAGCAUACUUGCACGCCAAGAACAUGAGUGAAGUUACAGAGCUUCUCACUCGUGUAUGGUUCCUCUUAAUAUCCAUGGGGAUGGAGACAUUGCCUGAUAGGUUUCAGAAGUCGGAGUAUCUUGAAAUCAAAGAAGAAAAAGCUGAAGAAAACAAUGACGAUGGUGAAGACAUAGUCAUCGAGCACAAGAUUAAUAUGCCCAUCUAA
This is a messenger RNA of Triticum turgidum subsp. durum (durum wheat), 1662 nucleotides long. NCBI's taxonomy places the organism in Eukaryota, Viridiplantae, Streptophyta, Magnoliopsida, Poales, Poaceae. The record is from the annotation of a GenBank genome assembly.